GUCACGACAUAUUAUAUGCCCCUCCCCCAGGUAAAGGUGGGCAAAGAAGGAUUGGAACCCACAGCACCGUGGUUUGUAGCCACAUGCUCUACUCAGGUGUCCUCAAUUUGUGAAGAAACCUCUUUGUUUUGUCUGGCUGGUGGAAAAUAAAGAACGACGAUAUCGUUAAUAGCAAAUAUUACUUCAUUGAUCAAAAAAUAAAUACCCUUUUUACCAAAAUAUCACUUCAUUGAUGGAAAAAACCUAUCUCCACUUGUAGAGUCAAGGCUUAGUAUCAAUAAUAUACGUAUAAAUGUCCCCUUGAGUUUCUGUUUCACAUCUGCAGCAACACCUAAGCAAAUUUUAUAUGGUAAAGAAGCCAUUUUAGCUGAAUUGAAGCAACUUUUGACCCGUCUACUUAGCCUAUUUGACCGGUUGAAUCUAAACUUGCAUUUUGUUGUUCAUGUAGUACGAAAAAUUUGUUGUGGUAAGUGAUCAAGAUCCAUUCUCGGAAGACGUGUUUCUAAUCUUUGCCGUAUAAAAGUGUUCCCUAUCCACCCCGCUGGGAGAGUUUCUUGUAUGCCAGUCACAAAAGCUUGUGUCGUAUCCGUUGUAUGUAGCAUGACAACCACGUUUUUUGAUAGUGAAAUUUGCACUAAAUAGGACUAAAACAUAAGUCAUUUCCCAAUGUAGGACUUAAACUUUUUUAUUCUCUAAAUAGUACUUAAUAAUGUCUAGUGGGAGGAAUAAUGUCCAGUGAUCAUGAACAUUAACAUUUACUUGAAUAAUGACUAAUGAAUAAUGACCAAUGGUUGGAAAAUAAAAACAUAUGGUCAUAUAUUGAGAAAGUCAUUAUGUUUUAGUCCUAUUUAGGUAAAUUACCCUUUUUGAUAAAGUGGAUUUUAUGAACCUGUUUAUUAUUGUGUGAAUUGUAUAAUAACCUAAAAAACUAUGUUUGCAACUCGUCUACCUUGUAAAAGGAGCGUCUGGUCAAGUGGCGUAAAACCUUAACCUGAUAUUAGGGAUUCUAGAAAGCAGUGAGCUUAUUGGCAGGUCUUUACUUCAUUAGAUGUCUGUAUUUAAAAUCGUGAUCACAAGUUUAGUAGCUUUCUAUCUUAUAGCCAUAAACAAUUCUGAAUUGUUUUUGUUUUAGCCGGCAUGUAAUCUAAAAACUGAAUAAUCACAAAGUAACAUUUUCUAAACAUUUCACUACUUGCAUAAAUAAGAUAAUCAAUAUAACACAGAGUAUUUAUAAUUUAUAAUAGUGAGUUCAUCUAUAUAUCAUAUGGGAGCAUGUUUGGGUAAAAUUUGAUUUUAGAAAACAAAAAAGGAUAGAAAAUAAAAAGAAUGUGAUAGAAUUCAGAUUAAAAAUAACAAGAAAACGAAAAAUUGCAUAAAAAAGAUAAUUCAAUUCGAGAAGGGAAAGUGUCCAUACAAACCAAAGUUUGAGAAUUGGAAUAAAACAGGAACUGAAAACAAACAAGGAAACAAAGCUUACUAAUAAACAUCCUAUGAUAGUUGUUUCCUAAAAUUUAGCCACUCUUAAACAAGGAAACAAGCCUAAGAAACAAGAUAGUGGAGAAUUUAUGUUUUAUUUCAAUUCUCAAACUUUGGUUUGCAUGGACACUAUCCCUUCUCGAAUCGAAUUAUCUUUUUUAUGCAAUUUUUCGUUUGUUUGUUGUUUUUAAUCUGGAUUCUAUCACAUCGUUUUUAUCUUCUAUCCUUUUUUGUUUUCCGAAAUCAAAUUCUUACCCAAACAUGCUCCCAUAUGAUAUAUAGAUGAGCUCAUUAUUAUAAAUUAUAAAUAUGAUAUUGAUUAUCUUAUUUAUGCGAGUAGUGAAAUAUUUGGAAAAUGUUACUUUGUUAUCAUUCAGUUUUUAGAUUACAUGCCGGCUAAAACAAAAACAAUUCAUAAUUGUUUAUAGCUAAAAGAUAGUAAGCUACUAACCUUGUGAUCACGAUUUUGAAUACAAACAUCUAAUGAAGUGAAGACCUGCCAAUGCCAAUGAGCCCACUGCUCUCUGGAAUCCCCAACAUCAGGUUAAGGUUUUGCACCGCUUGACCAGAAGCUUCUUUAACAAGGUGGUCGAGCUGCAAACAUAAUUUUUUUAAUUAUUAUACAAUUCACACAAUAAUAAACAGGUUCAUAAAAUCCAUUUUAUCAACAAACGUGGUUUGCAUGAUACAUAAAACGGAUACGAUACAAGCUCUUGUGGCUGGCAUAAAAGAAACUCUCCCAGUUGGGGAUAGGGAACACUUUUAUACGGCAAAAAUUAGAACCUUACACGUCUUCCGAGAAUGGAUCUUGAUCACCUACCACAACAAAUUUUUUGUACUAUAUGAACAACAAAAUGCAAAUUUAGAUUCAACAGAUCAAAUAUGCUAAGUAGACGGGUCAAAAGUUGCUUCAAUUCAGCUAAAAUGGCUUCUUUACCAUAUAAAAUGACAUUUGUACGUAUAUUAUUGAUACUAAGCCUUGACUCUACAAGUGGAGAUAUGUUUUUUUCCAUCAAUGAAGUGAUAUUUUGGUAAAAAUGUAUUUUUUUGAUCACUGAAGUAAGAUUUACCAUUGACGAUAAGGUCGCUGUAAAGAUUAUAUAUUUAUAUCCACUCUUGAAUUGUUAGCAACCAUUAGUUUUUGUUUUAUAUAUAUAUAUAUAUAUAUAUAUAUAUAUAUAUAUAUAUAUAUAUAUAUAGUCAAAAUAUAUCCCAUAGGAGUACAAACAAGGUUUUUAUAUGAUUUUACCUACAUGUACACGCCAAAAAACCAAGAUACAACAUGUUGCUUCAUAAAAACACCCUGGGACUUCCUCUUUAGCGACAUCCAUUUUGUAAAUCAGCCUUCAGCGACAUCCAUCUUCAAAUCUUCAGCGACAUUCACCCUCCUAUUUUUUUGACAUCCAUCCAUUAUUUUUCGAUCAGACUUCUGCGAUUAAUUCCUCUCAAUCUCUAAACCUUCAGCGACAUCCAUCCUCUUUACCGCUAAAUUUCUCCAAGACGUGCGGUAGAAUACUGUAAUCGAUCGCCAAACCAAUUCCUCUCUCAAAUUACUCCAUGCAAAUUCCUCUCACACCUUCAGUGAUUUCUAGCUAACCGUUCGAGUACUCAGUGAUACUCUCUACCAACAAGCAUCAAUCACCUACUUGAUUUCUUUUCCAAAUCUUUUAAUUUCUGCAAAAUAGUGUUUGUUAUGGCUUUGAUUUUGAAAUUAGAUACAAUUUCUGCAAAAUUGGCUUAUGAUUGGCAGUUCAUCAAUUUUUUAAUUAUCCAAUGAGUAAUUGGAAAAUUUGCUAUAACCUGCAAAAUACAUUAGGAAGUUGUUCAUUCUUAAGAAGACCCUUCACCCGGUAUAUUUGGUUUUCUAUGAGAUAGCUGUCUCCACAAAUUGGCAUCUCGUGUUAGGAAAACUAGUUUCUCCUUAGAUGCUUGUUUUAUCAAAUUCCCGGUUUUUUAGAACAAUAUACAACAAUGGGUUAAAAACACUAGUGGUCAACCUUCACAUAUGUUCGCCCAAGAUAAAAUCCAAAGACAGGUAAUAUGAGUUGAAUUGGAAAAUAUACUGGGUAUAGUUUUGGCAUUGAAAAUAUACUAAGUUCAUUAUCUCCAUUUUUAGGUAUUGAAUAUAUACUAAGUUCAUAAUCUCCAUUUUCAGUACUAAAAUAUGUCUCUAAAAUGCCUAAAAAACUAGUUGAAGUAUGAACUUAGUAUGUUUUCUGGAAAUUUAAGUACCCAUUUUAGAUACAUGAAUCUGCAUGCGUAAAAAUUUUGUAUUUUUGUAGUUCCUCAAAAGUUUACUGGAAAAUAUAUUGAGUUCAUUGAUUUGGGUAAUUUACUACAAAUAUGAGAUGAGUUUUAUACCUAUCCAACUCAAAAUGUUAUUUAGAAUUUCCUCUGCGUAGGGGCAUAAACAAAAUAAAUGUUCAAUAUCUUCAAUACCUCUACCACGCAUGGAGCAUGUAGUGUCAUUAUCUAGAAAUUUAGCAUGGUUUUGCUUAGUGGAUAACCUACGAGUAAGCCUGCUCGAACCAUCCAAGCAAGUAAGUCUUCUCAAAUCAAUGUGUAAGUCUUCUCAAAUCAUUGAGUAAGUCUGCUUGAACCAUCCAAGUAAGUAAGUCUGUUAAUCGAGCACUUAGUGUCAAUAUCCAAGUAAGUCUGCUUGAACCAUCCAAGUGAGUAAGGUUUUGCCAGUAAGUCUGCUCGAACUAGCCCUUACUGCCCUUACAAAAACCAUCCAAUUAAGUAACCUGCCCUUACUGCCUUUAUAAGAGCCACUGAGCCAGUAUACAAAUCAUCCAUUUCAAACAAGUCUGGACAAAUUCUGAGCAGGCAUAUCACCUAAAAUGAAGUUGUAGCCUUUCUGGACAAUGUACUCUUCAUUAUGGAUUAACGCCUUAAACUCAUUCCAAAUGCUUAGAAGUUUUUUCCUAUAGAAACAGGAUUGGCUGCUGAUUGGACAAUCCCAAUCUUGUCUAUCAAGGUUUCACUCUAUUCCCCAAGAACCAAUUAUACCUUGUUUAGUUUCAUGAUCUCCAUUUUUGCCAUGUCUCUAGAGGUAUUAGUGUUCUUAUUUAGUUUUUUCCAAUAAAAGCAAAUAUCAUGCCCCGGAACACAAAUUCUCAAAGUUUAUUGUCUAAUGUUUUUCUAGUUUUCUCGUUUUCUAUUUACAAAAAUGAAUUUUUAUUUCAAUUUUUGAUAAUUGAUUGCAAUGAUUAAUGUGAUUGUAUUUUUAUUAAUUCUUGCAAACCAAUUUCUUUUUAACACAUAAGCAUGAUUUCUAUUUUUAACUCAUUUUGCUAAAGAGAUAGGUUUGUGCUAAAAAAAGAGGAACAGGUUUAUUUUUAAAUGUAUCUUUUUUGCUACUAUUUUUCACCAUUUGUUUGGCAACACUAUUAUGAGAACUCCAGGGGAUUGUUACUUUUAUGACUAUGGCAUACAAGAGUUGAGCUUUGAAGAUUUGCUAUCAUAAGGAAAGUUCUUGCCAGGUCUGUUGCCAGAAUCUACGACCUGCUCUCAAGUAUAUGCACAGAUGACACUUCAACUAGUUCCUUCGGUAUAAAGCUUUGAUCUUGAAUUCUUCAUUUCUAUAGUUUACCACAAAUGGAAUAUGAUUGCUAUAUUUCACAUGCAAAUUCACAAGGAAGCAUUAGUGAGAUCAGAUUUAUCAAUGAAAGCGAGCAAAUCUCAGACAUAUUAUUCUGUAAGACUUUGCCUGCUAGUGAAACAAGUACUCAUGGAGGUUUCUCUGUACCUCGCCGUGCUGCAGAAAAGAUUUUCCCUCCUCUGAUCUGGUCCUUCGGCCGACCUCUUCAAGAGAUCCUGUCAUUGUUCCUUGCAAUCUUAACCCCACCGGUCCAGAAAACUUUGAAGGGAAUGCACAAGCCGGACCUAGACAGACCCCACACAAAGACGUUUGCCAUGUGUGAAGGAGGUUGAUGUCAAUGGGAUAACUAUGAAAGUUAAAUACUGCUACAUCUGCAUGCUUUAUAGACCUCCACGCUGCUCACAUUGUUCAGAUUGCAAUAAUGGUGUGGAUCAGUUUGAUCAUCAUUGCCCUUGGGUUGGACAAUGUAUUGGAUUGGUAUGCAUUAUUAAAACCUUACCACUUCAAUUCCAAUUGGGUGUUUGAAAAUAGUCAUACUCUUUUUCUUCUCUUUCUCCAAAACACAUGACCAUUUUCUCUCAUAGAAACACAUCGUCCAGAUCUUUUUAUUCUAAAUUUCUUUUCAAUAUCUUUUCUUUAAGACUUAAGGCUCCAUUUAGAACCUAGAAUAUAUUUUCUUUAAGACUUAAGGCUCCAUUUUGAACCUAGAAUAUAUUUUCUUUAAGACUUAAGGCUCCAUUUUGAAGGAAGAUUUAUUUAGGGAAAUUGAAGGACAGAUUCAAACAUAAUGCUACCAUUUAUGCAACUGGUGGGGAGAGGCAUAGCCUUGUCUCAGUUUGCUCUUUUUUGUAGUAGUAUUUUCCUUGCAAGACUAUGUUUUGUGCUUCAAGAAUCAAGAAUACAUAUAUUCUGGACAAUUUGUAUUGCGGCAGGUAAAUUUUUUAGCUUGGUGCCACAAGAAUUUCUAGGGAAAGAGUUCCUUGAGGAUGUUAUGUUGGCUGCGAAAACCCAACCAAAGGAACGAUUCGAGAAAGAGUUCGUAGACUGUUGGUUAAUAAGUCCCAACAUUACAUGUUUUAGUUUCUUAGGCCAAAAAAAUAUGGCUUCAAUUUUUAAAGCUAUAAACGGGUAUAUGUGAUUCACAUGCAUUCUUGUUUUG
Cuscuta campestris is the source of this 6239-nucleotide messenger RNA. NCBI's taxonomy places the organism in Eukaryota, Viridiplantae, Streptophyta, Magnoliopsida, Solanales, Convolvulaceae. The record is from the annotation of a GenBank genome assembly.